Micropterus dolomieu (smallmouth bass) is the source of this 528-nucleotide messenger RNA. RefSeq names its product 1-acylglycerol-3-phosphate O-acyltransferase ABHD5-like. The coding region runs from base 13 to 513 and encodes 166 amino acids. The transcript has a single exon. Gene Ontology annotation, biological process: negative regulation of triglyceride storage; positive regulation of triglyceride catabolic process. Lineage: Eukaryota; Metazoa; Chordata; Actinopteri; Centrarchiformes; Centrarchidae. The record is from RefSeq and is a predicted model, not a curated record. Gene Ontology annotation, cellular component: lipid droplet.
GUUUAGCUGGCAAUGCAUCGUGGUCUUAAAGAUUCACCAAUGAACUCUCUUUCCUUGCUCUUCCCUUUCUUUUCAGGUGUAAACAGCACUUUCUCUAAACAGUCUGUCCCAGUCUCCAACGGCAACCAGCUUUGGACCCUGACCUUUAGCAGUGACCAUGUCAAAGACAAAACCCCCAUGGUUCUGCUCCAUGGGUUUGGAGGCGGCGUGGGCAUUUGGGCUCAGAACCUGGACGCCCUCUCGCAGCGUCGCCCCGUCUUUGCCCUGGACCUGCUGGGCUUCGGUCAGAGCAGCCGGCCUCUGUUCUCCACAGACGCUGAGGAGGCAGAGGACCAGUUUGUGGAGUCUUUAGAGCAGUGGAGGGCUAAAGUGGGUCUGGAAUCCAUGAUCCUGCUGGGCCACAACCUGGGAGGAUACCUGGCUGUUUCAUACUCUAUUAAAUACCCAGACAGGUGGGUGCCGAUUAUGGGAUUUUUCUUAUCUCACUGUAGGGUUGUGUUGUUUUUAAUUUAAAAGGGGUCUUUUAUC